AUGGCCGUGAAAGUCACUACAGCCCUGAGCUUCUAUGCUUUAGGGUCAUUUCAGGCAAGCACUGGCAGCAUUUGUAGUGUUAGCCAGUUUGCUGUACACAGAUCCAUCAUAGAGGUUACAGAUGCUUUAUUUUGCAGGGCUGACAAUUUCAUUUGUUUUCCAAUAGAUGAACAACAUCAACAGCAAAGGGCCACACAUUCCUACAGGUUUGCUGGCUUUCCAAGAGUACAGGGUGUCAUUGACUGCAUGCGUGUUGCUAUUCGGGCACCUGUGCAUGAUGCAGUGACCUAUAUGAAUCAUAAGGGCUUUUAUUCCAUCAAUGUGCAGUUGGUUUGUGACUACCAGCACAGAAUUAUGCAGGUCAAUGCCCACUUCCCAGGAAGCUUACAUAGUGCAUUUAUUUUAAGGCAAUCCUCAGUGCCAGCAUUAUUUGAAGAAGAGGGAAGCAUGGGAGGUUGGCUGCUGGGUGACAAAGAGUACCCUCUCCAACCUUGGCUGAUGACCCCUUUGAAACAUCCAAGAACUGAAGCAGAGCAUAGGUACAAUGAAGCACACUCAAAAACAAGGAUAACAGUUGAAUGUACAAUUGGGAUUCUGAAGCAGCGCUUUCGAUGUCUAGAUCGUUCAAGGUGUGUCUUACAGUACAGUCCCCACAAGGUCUCAAGAAUGAUCAUGGCCUGUUGUAUCUUGCACAAUUUUGCUCUCCAAAGAGGCCUCACCAUGGAGGAUGAACAGAACGAAGAAUCUAUGGCAGAGCAAGAGUCUGACAGUGAUGAUGAAGAAUCAAUUGAAACACCAACAGUCCAACAAGGAAGAUUGAUGCGUCAGGCACUAAUACUUGAUGCCUUUGAGUAA
This is a messenger RNA of Stegostoma tigrinum, 855 nucleotides long. RefSeq names its product putative nuclease HARBI1. The coding region runs from base 1 to 855 and encodes 284 amino acids. The transcript has a single exon. The record is from RefSeq and is a predicted model, not a curated record. Lineage: Eukaryota; Metazoa; Chordata; Chondrichthyes; Orectolobiformes; Stegostomatidae.